Python bivittatus (Burmese python) is the source of this 4199-nucleotide messenger RNA. The record is from RefSeq and is a predicted model, not a curated record. Lineage: Eukaryota; Metazoa; Chordata; Lepidosauria; Squamata; Pythonidae.
GUUAAGCCCUGAAAAAAAUGCAUGUGUAACCAGGCAGUUUUUCCAUCAACUUCUGAGACCAAUGUAUGCUGAUGGGGACAAAGGCUGUUAUGAUGGUGAUCUUUCUGGAGGCACUCUGUGGUCUUUUCCAGCAUGGCUCAGUAGAUAUCAGUGGUAAGAAGGUUUCUGAUAAAGAAAAGGUUGAUCAGCUCCAAGAAGAAUUAUUACGUACACAGUUGAAAUAUCAACGGAUGCUUGAGCGUUUAGAGAAGGAGAAUAAAGAGCUGAGGAAGAUUGUCUUGCAGAAAGAUGAGAAAGGCAUUCAUCAGAGGAAGCUAAAGAAAUCUUUGAUUGACAUGUACUCUGAAGUUCUGGAUACGCUGUCAGAUUACGAUGCUAGCUACAAUACCCAUGACCACCUGCCUCGGGUGGUUGUGGUUGGAGACCAGAGUGCUGGCAAAACCAGUGUGCUGGAAAUGAUAGCUCAAGCCCGGAUCUUCCCUCGAGGCUCAGGAGAAAUGAUGACACGCUCACCUGUUAAGGUCACUCUCAGCGAAGGUCCUCACCACGUGGCUGUGUUCAAGGAUAGUUCUCGAGAAUUUGAUUUGACCAAGGAGGAAGACCUGGCAGCCUUGAGAAAUGAGAUUGAGAUCAGGAUGAAGAAGAGCGUGAGCAGCGGCUGCACGGUCAGCUCGGAGACGAUAUCACUCAGCGUUAAAGGUCCUGGCCUGCAGAGGAUGGUGCUGGUGGAUUUGCCCGGGGUCAUCAGUACGGUGACCUCAGGGAUGGCUCCAAACACAAAAGACACCAUCUUCAGCAUCAGCAAAGCCUACAUGCAGAAUCCCAAUGCCAUCAUCCUGUGCAUUCAAGACGGGUCUGUAGAUGCGGAACGCAGCAUUGUCACCGACCUGGUCAGCCAAAUGGACCCUCAGGGCAGGAGGACCAUCUUUGUUUUAACCAAAGUGGAUCUUGCGGAGAAAAAUGUGACCAGUCCAAGCAGGAUUCAGCAAAUCAUCGAAGGCAAACUCUUCCCAAUGAAGGCUCUGGGGUAUUUUGCUGUGGUUACCGGAAAAGGAAACAGCUGUGAAAGCAUUGAAUCUAUUAGAGACUAUGAAGAGGACUUUUUCCAAAACUCCAAACUAUUGAAGAAUUGCAUGCUGAAACCCCACCAGGUGACCACGCGCAACCUCAGCCUUGCUGUGUCAGACUGUUUUUGGAAAAUGGUGCGUGAAUCCGUGGAGCAGCAGGCGGAUGCUUUCAAAGCAACCCGCUUUAAUUUGGAAACAGAGUGGAAGAAUAACUACCCCCGCUUGCGAGAGCUGGACCGGAAUGAGCUGUUUGAAAAAGCCAAGAACGAAAUCCUUGAUGAAGUCAUAAGUUUGAGCCAGGUGACCCCUAAGCACUGGGAGGAAAUUCUUCAGAAGUCUUUAUGGGACAGAGUUUCGACACACGUGAUAGAAAACAUCUACCUUCCAGCGGCGCAGUCUCUGAAUGCUGGGACUUUCAACACCACCGUAGACAUCAGGCUGAAGCAGUGGACUGACAAGCAGCUGCCCAACAAAGCUGUAGAGGUGGCCUGGGAGACCCUCCAGGAGGAGUUUUCUCGCUUCAUGACUGAGCAGAAGGGCAAGGAGCAUGACGACAUCUUCGACAAACUGAAGCAGGCCGUAAAGGAGGAGAGCAUCAAGCGGCACAAGUGGAACGAGCGGGCGGAAGACAGCCUGAGGGUGAUCCAGCACAACGCCUUGGAAGACCGGUCCAUCUCCGACAAGCAGCAGUGGGACGCCGCCAUUCAGUUCAUGGAGGAGACCCUCCAGAGUCGCCUGAAAGACACGGAGUCAGUUAUUGAAGACAUGGUGGGUCCGGAUUGGAAAAAAAGGUGGCUGUACUGGGUGAAGCGCUCCAAAGAGCAGACAAUCCGCAAUGAAACAAAGAAUGAACUUGAGAAGAUGAUAAGAUGCAAUGAAGAACACCCAGCUUACCUUGCGAACGAUGAGGUCACCACCGUCCGAAAGAACCUUGAAGCCCGUGGGGUAGCCGUUGAUCCCUGCUUGAUCAAAGAUACCUGGCACCAGGUUUAUAGACAGCAUUUCCUGAAGAAAGCCUUGAGCCAUUGCAAUCUCUGCCGGAGAGGCUUUUACUACUACCAAAGGCAUUUUGUGGACUCGGAGCUGGAGUGCAACGAUGUGGUGCUCUUCUGGCGGAUCCAGCGGAUGCUGGCCAUCACCGCCAACACCCUGAGGCAGCAGCUCGCCAACACCGAAGUGAGGCGCCUGGAGAAGAACGUCAAGGAAGUGCUGGAGGACUUUGCAGAAGACUGUGGGAAGAAGAUGACGUUGCUAACAGGGAAGCGAGUGCAGCUUGCUGAGGACCUCAAAAAAGUUCGGGAGAUCCAGGAGAAGCUUGAAGUCUUCAUUGAAGCCCUCCAUCAAGAGGAGAAGUAACGGGUUCGCCCAGUUCUAUGGAAAGAGAAGGCCCUGCUCUGGAGUACAUGGUGAUCAUCUCUCCACUGAACUUUUUGGAGUCUCCCAGAAUGUUGCAAAAGGGAAUGCUGCACUUAGAGGGAGACGGAUGGAUGCUAACGGAUGCGCUUCAGAAUGAGAAGCAAACCAAGAAGACAACUGAAACCUGGACUUCAUCGCAUCCUUGAAGUGACAGCUGGUGGGGUGGUAUCCAGAUUGUGCAAUUCUCCUCUCCCUUUUUUUAUUUUGAAGAUGGGAUAAACAGAAGUGAGGAAUUUUCGGCCUGAGAUGAUCUUCUCUCUCGUCUCCUCCAUUAUGUGUGAGACCCGAGGAGCUUAAAAUAAAAUUUUGGCAUCUGUAUGUAUAUCAAUAUCACCUUUUAAUGAAUAUUUUGCUUGUACAUGCAGUAUGUUGAGAUGUCCCCCAAGUGACUUUGCUUGCAAAUGUUCUGUUGAGAGACCAGGCGGGUAUAGCAAAGUAAUUCCAGGCUUGGCUGAAGCACUUGAGAGGACUUGACAGGGACAGCAGCCCCUGUGUGUUUCCCGCUGAUUUGCAGAUGGACGUUCCUGAUGCCUUUUGUGGAAACCUUGCCCGCAGCACCGCCUCAUUCACCAUUCACUUUGCUGCCAUUUUCUCAGGUGGAGCAGGGAGCCCUUUGGCCACCCACAUCUCAUUUCCAUGUUUCGUGGUCCCCGGUAGAAUUUCAUUCUGAUUUUGUGUUGAAAGAACAGCGUGCCCAGGCGGUAGCAGAUGAAUGAUGAUGCCAUGGCAGUUUGAGAUGAUAAGCAACUCUGGGAGAACUUUCGGGAGUUCUGUUUCCUGACUAAUCUUAAGGAAACAAUCCAGUUUAUCAGACCUCGCCCAGUUUGCGUUCUGCCCCUUUGUUCUGAGGCUGCAGUGAGUUCCCAAAUGAAAGGUCAGUUCUUUGGCUCCCCGGUCCCAGGCCUCUGCAAAUCAUCACAUUUGCCCUGUCGCAAAACACCACCACGGGUCACCUCUUUGUAGCUAUUGGUGGGCUGGAGAGGCUUAGGGAGCAAGUGGCUCCAGAGGGGCUCCUGCACUUCUUGAAAGGCCCGGCGUGGAUCGCAGCAGCAGCCUAUUGCACUGACCCUGAGUGAGGAACUUGCUUUUGCCAGUCCCCUUGUCCCCUUAUUUUUCGGGCUUGCAAAUUCUUUUGGUUUUCCUUUUCUAAGGAAAGGCAAAAGCUAAGCAUCCUUUUCUCCCUCCUGCAUGCCUCUUCAUGGGAGGCUGCUCCUCGAGGUCCUGCCAGGGGGCAAUGCUGCUGCCCCUCCAGCGCUUGCCUUAGAUUUCCUUGAUUGCGCCCCUCACUUAGGCCUGCUGAGACCAGAAACACGUUGAUUGACAGGGAGCUCGGCUGGGCUUCCGCUCUCCAUGUUGCAAAAACGCAGGGGCGUUCUGCGGGUGCCGAUGCUCUCUAUCUUCAGCCUUUGAAAAUACGAAAGAGGAGAAGUCUGUUCUUUUAAGAACCAAGCGAAGAAGAGGUGGGGUGCAGAAUGGUCCAGCGGCCGAAGCUGUUUGCAUUGGCGAGGGGGAGGGAGCUCUGCCGAAGGCCGCCUUGUAGGGACCACCCAGCACCCCCUUUUUAUGGCAUGUUGAUCUUUUUAAUUUGCGCCAUCGGAUACACUUUGAUUAUAACCUCUGCUGCUGUUCUGUGUCUUCAGACGAUGUCCCUCUGAAAGUUAUUUAUUGAAUGCAGGUGUCAUGGAAGAAAAAUAAAUGCAGGUUUUGAGCAUUUAA